Tarenaya hassleriana is the source of this 837-nucleotide messenger RNA. Its product is annotated as dormancy-associated protein homolog 3. The transcript has 3 exons. The record is from RefSeq and is a predicted model, not a curated record. Lineage: Eukaryota; Viridiplantae; Streptophyta; Magnoliopsida; Brassicales; Cleomaceae. The coding region runs from base 110 to 514 and encodes 134 amino acids.
UUCGGAACUCUACCAGAGCAAACGAUUACCUCUAAUUUAAGCCGGAAAAACUUUUCUGCGUUAUCGUUCGCGACGAGUUUUCGUUUGCUAACCUGCGCCACCUCUCUGCAUGGGCUUACUCGAUCAUCUCUGGGAUGAUACCGUCGCUGGUCCGCGGCCGGAUAACGGUCUCGGCAAGCUUCGGAAACACCAAACCUUUAGUUUCCGGCCGAGCUCCGGAAAUGAUCAAUCCGAGGGUGGGAGCGUGGAAUCGACGGACGAGGCGGUGAAAGUCACCCGCAGCAUCAUGAUAGUGAAGCCACCGGGAUACCAGGGCGGGUCAGCUCCGGUAUCAGCUCCGGUAUCUCCGGCGGGUUCAACACCUCCGGUAUCUCCUUUUUCCGGUGCGAGCGGAGAAAAUGCAGGAGGAGGGAAGGAGUCGUUUAGGUUUAGGAGAAGGUCGUCAACUGUGGAGGCAUUCGACAAGGCAAGCGAGGCUGGACCAAGGAGCUCUCCUCCUCCUUACGGCCUGUGACAUCUAACUCUACGUACGCCUUCAUCGCCCCCAAACACGACAAAGGGUAAUACCGUAAUUUCACCACGGUUCCGAUGACCGUGGUUUUUUUAUUUGCGGAGGAGAAGACAGAGAGAGGCUUGUCGACUUUGGGCAUGUUUGGGUUUCUUAGGCCGAGAGCUUUUGGUGUGUUUGUUUGUCUGUUUGUUCGGUUGUCUGUGAUGCAUAAUGUUUAAGAUGUGAUGUGAUGAUGAUCUUUUUUAGGCUUUUGGGUAAAUGGUAAUAUGUAAAUGUUUGUAAAUUUUUCCUCCAAAUAAAAUGUAAAUGUUUUUGGUGCAAAAGUU